GAGGGAGAGAAAAAUAAAAAAAUAUAAGAGAGGUGUGUUUUCUAACCCACGCAUUAGAGUGGGAGAGGACGUGCACACGCUCACGUGCACGCUCGCUCACACACACACACACACACACAAUGGGCAGGGCAGCUCUCUGAAAAUAAUCUGAAACUCUGAGACCUGCUGCUCCUCCAAACGGGUUCCUUCGUUUUUAAAAAUAAAGYCCAAGACCAGCUGGUCCACCGGAGGAACCGCUCCAUCCACAGGAACUAAAAGCUAACCUAACGUCACAUCUCUGAAUCUGAUCUACGAUCCCCAAACCUUCGAGACCCCCACACCAAGAGACCUGGACCACAUCUCCACUAAAACCAGACCAGAACCCAGACAGACUCUAAGCACCACCACGAGCCAGAAGAGAUCAGCAGAACUUGGUCCAGACCAGUGGAGAGUUUGAUGGGCCUGCUGACUGUAGCCACAUGCCUCUGAGUCCGACCGCUGACACCAAACAUGAUCGCCCGCGGCAACAGGCGGUUACUAACGGCAACCCAACAGGCUCUGCUGUCGCCAGGGAUGACGACGCCGAUGACUCGCCCCCUGGAAACAGCGUGGUGGUCCGCAUCGGGAUCCCGGACCUGCAGCAGACGAAGUGUUUGCGGUUGGACCCAGAGUUACCAGUUUGGACCAGUAAGCAGAGGGUUCUGGUGACGUUGACUCAGUCUCUGUCGGAUGUUUUGAACUAUGGUCUCUUCCAGCCGGCGUUCAACGGCCGAGCCGGAAAGUUUCUGGACGARGAGCGACUGCUGAAGGAGUAUCCUCUGCCCCCCAUCACCCCCAUCCCGUACCUGGAGUUCCGUUAUAAGAGAAGAGUUUACACCCAGAGCUACGUGGAUGACAAGCAGCUGGCCAAGCUCCACACCAAGGCCAACCUGAAGAGAUUUAUGGAACAUGUCCAUCAGAAGAACGUGGAGAAAGUUUCCAAAUGGUUGGAAAAAGGUCUGGAUCCAAACUUCCACGACUCGGACAGCGGAGAGUGUCCCCUGACCCUGGCCGUCCAGCUGGAGGACAGCGGUGAGCUUAUCAAGGUCCUGCGCAGCGGAGGAGCCCACCUGGACUUCAGGACCAGAGACGGGAUCACGGCUCUGCACCGGGCCGUCCUGUGCAGGAACAGCGCCUCGCUAACGACUCUGCUGGACCUCGGAGCGUCUCCAGACUACAAGGACAGCCGGGGUCUGACCCCCCUCUACCACUCUGCCAUGGUGGGCGGAGCCCCGUACUGCUGCGAGCUGCUGCUGCAGGACCACGCCACCAUCGGGAUCACUGACGAGAACGGGUGGCAGGAAAUCCACCAGGCAUGUCGCUAUGGCAACGUGCAGCACUUGGAGCACCUGCUGUUCUACGGCGCCGACAUGAGUUCCCAGAAUGCCUCAGGAAACACCGCGCUGCACCUGUGUGCCCUGUACAACCAGGACAGCUGCGCCCGAGUUCUGCUGUUCAGAGGAGUAAACAAGGACAUCAAGAACUACAACAAUCAGACGGCCUUUCAGGUGGCGAUCAUCGCAGGAAACUUCGAUCUCGCUGAAAUCAUCAAGAUCCACAAAUCGUCUGAUGUCGUUCCCUUCAGAGAAACCCCGUCCUACACCAAGCGCCGGCGGGUCGGCGCCACCAGAACCGCAGCAGGAAAUGGGCUGUCCUCGCCCCGCUCCCUCAUCCGCUCGGCUAGUGACAACGCCUUGGAGAGCCCCGCCUCCUCGCCCGGCCCCUCCCUCCAGAGCCGAGACGCACCACGACGCGCACACGCACUCCCUGAGACGCCACACACGCCGCCUCAGGUAGGUCCACCUGAGUGGGGUCAGAACCUCCUGAACAGGACUGGUGUGUGACCAGGUUCUGGUCUGUCCUGCAGUCCCAGUGGGGGUGCCCACGUGGAGUCCAGCCCCCCCUCCUCACCUCCCCCGACCCCGCAGAUGAGGAAGAGGAGGCUGUACAGYGCCGUGCCGGGACGGACCUUCAUCGCCACCCGGUCCCACGCCCCCCAGGGGGCCGGAGAGAUYCAGCUGCACCGUGGAGAGAGGGUCAAAGUUCUGUCCAUCGGUGAGGGGGGGUUCUGGGAGGGCAGCGUUAAAGGCAGAACCGGCUGGUUUCCUGCUGACUGUGUGGAGGAGGUCCAGAUGAGACAGUACGACCCGCGACUCGAGACGAGGGAGGACAGAACCAAGAGACUCUUCAGACAUUACACCGUCGGAUCGUAUGACAACUACACCUCCUACAGCGACUACGUGAUUGAGGAGAAGACCGCCAUGCUGCAGAAGAGGGAGAGCGAAGGCUUCGGCUUCGUCCUCAGAGGAGCUAAAGAGAAACUGGAUGAGAUGUUGGCUGGAGGCCAACAGGAAGUGGUCCUGAGGGCCCGCCCCUCAGACGACUUCAGAGCGGCGACGGUCAAACAGAGACCAACGAGCCGACGCAUCACACAGGCGGAGAUUAACACCCGUCGUCUCCACUCGCCUUGGCCCUCGCCGCACGAGAACGAGCGCUCACGGCUCGAACGCCGAGCCCCGAACCUCGAACUAAACACACCUCUGCCUCCACCACGCCUGUUCCCACCCCGGCCGCCAGUCCAGAGUCCAGGCACAAGCGCACCCCUUACACCACCCCUCAGAGCAGCCCCGAGCCGCGGUCCAAGCGCACCUCGCCUCAGACCAGCCCGGAGCAGCGGACCAAACACACGACCCCUCAGACCAGCCCCGAGCUGAGACACAAACGCAUCACGCCRCCGCUGUUCCCCGACGGGCAGGUGGAGCGGCCCGAGACUGAGGGCGGAGUCACGUCACCUGCUGCCCCCUCCCCCGAACGGUGGAGACCCUCCCCCCUGCCAGCGCUAGCCAACGAGACCCACCCUGCGCUGAUCGACAGACGACGAAGCCUUACAGUGGGCAGCUCAGAGGAGGAGGGCGGGGCUUACACUGUGACCCUCCCACCUGCCCUGCUGUCGUCCAGCGAUGAGGAAACCAGGGAGGAGCUUCGCAGGAUCGGUCUGGUGACUCCUCCCCCUGCCUUCGCCAGCCCCCCUGCACUUCCUCCCCCGUCUUCUCUGGCCUUGAUGCCGCGGCGAGGAGGGGAGGGGGGAGGAGAGAGCGGUCCUGAGUCUCUGGGACGACGUGGGGACGAGGAGGACGGAGGGGACGAGCGUCUCCACGACAGCUCCCUGUCCCCUAGUUCCCUCCCUUCCCCCUCCUCCGCCGUCACCUCGCCCUCCGCCCUGAAGCCACGCCUCCGGUCUCCGAUUGGCCGGGGCCGCUCGACGCUCCGGGACCCGUUACUGAAGCAGUCAUCGGACAGCGAGCUCCUCCCCUCCGCUGCGUCCUCCUCCUCCUCCCCCUCCUCCCCGCUCUGCUCCUCCCCCACCAGCAACCGGCAGCCUCGCUACCUGUUCCAGAGGAGGUCCAAGCUGUGGGGGGGCGGGGACGAGGAGCGGCGRGGCGUGAGCCCGGAGGACGGGCGUCCCGCGGCGCUGGGAGGACAGGUGUCCGGGUCGGCCGUGGACCUGACGAGCCGCUCGGCGUCCGCGCUGGAGCUGAGCGGCCGGGCCGGGUCCGGACUCGACCUGGCGAACCGACUGCAGCUGCUGAACAAAGACAGCCACUCACUGGGGGAGGAGCCAAGUCCCCUGGACCCAGGCCGGAGGUCACCUGUGGGAGGAGCCAGGUUGUUCUCCAGCCUGGGGGAACUCCACACCAUCUCUCAGAGAGGAUACGGAUCCAGCUACACGGUCCGACCAGGAAGUCGCUACCCCGUCACCCGCCGGAGCCCCUCCCCUUCCCCCUCCCCCUCCGACAGGUCCAUGGGGCUCCCCCCCUCCCCCGCCGCGGGCCCCGAGCGCCCGGACCUGAGCUCUGGUCGAGGUCUGACCAUCCUGAAGUCGUCCAGCCUGAGCCUCCCGUCAGAACCCAAGGAGGUGCGUUUCGUCAUGAGGAGCGCCAGCGCCCGGACCCGGUCSCGGUCCCCCUCGCCCUCGCCCCACGCCUCGCCCUGCCCCUCCCCGGUGCUCAGCGGGCCCCUGCUGGCCCUGCGGCCCUGGAGGCAGCGGCCCCUGGGCCUGUGGAAUAAAUACGACGUGGGCGACUGGCUGGAGAGCCUGGGCCUGGCCGAGCACCGCCAGCGCUUCCAGGAGCACGAGAUCGAAGGCUCCCACCUGCCCUCCCUCACCAAGGACGACUUCAUGGAGCUGGGCGUGUCCCGGCUGGGACACCGCAUCAACAUCGAGCGCGCCCUCCGACAGCUGCUGGACACUUCCACUUGACCCCGCCCCCCGACCUGUGCUCAGAAGCUAGGCCUCUUAGAACAUCUUAGCUGUGAUUGAAUUAUUAGAACUUUCCAUCCACGGAUCAGCUCUUUGAUCAGUGCCACCGCUGGCUCCGCCCACUUCUGUCUGGCUCCGCCCACUUCUGCCUGGCUCCGCCCCCUCCUUCACUGUUUCAG
Messenger RNA from Austrofundulus limnaeus, 4458 nucleotides. RefSeq names its product SH3 and multiple ankyrin repeat domains protein 3-like. Gene Ontology annotation, molecular function: ionotropic glutamate receptor binding; synaptic receptor adaptor activity. Gene Ontology annotation, cellular component: dendritic spine; postsynaptic membrane; postsynaptic density. Lineage: Eukaryota; Metazoa; Chordata; Actinopteri; Cyprinodontiformes; Rivulidae. The record is from RefSeq and is a predicted model, not a curated record.